This is a messenger RNA of Zootoca vivipara (common lizard), 1054 nucleotides long. It is a transcript of the gene CYSTM1, whose product is annotated as cysteine rich transmembrane module containing 1. The record is from RefSeq and is a predicted model, not a curated record. Gene Ontology annotation, cellular component: extracellular exosome. NCBI's taxonomy places the organism in Eukaryota, Metazoa, Chordata, Lepidosauria, Squamata, Lacertidae.
CUGGGCGGUCGGGUGACUUCACGGCGGCGCGCACAGACUCUGCAGCUCUAGAGGCGCUGCUGUCCAUCGCGCGCCCACUUGCCGUCGAGCGAAGCAGCAGCAGCAGCAGAAGCAUCCGGAGGCGGCGGACGAGCCUUUGCGCGGGGCAGGAAACACUUGGCAUUCUACAUGAACUACGAAAACCCUCCGCCAUAUCCUGGCCCGGGCCCAACUGCCCCGUACCCACCCUACACCCAUCAACCGGGUGGACCACCUGUACCUGGUCCCUACCCUGGCUACGCACCAGAGCCUGCAGGGCCAUAUCCAGUAGGACAGCCAGGCUACCAAGGCUACCCAGCCUAUGGAUGGCAGAAUGCUCCACCUCCAGGACCAGUCUAUGCAGAUGGACCUAAGAAUACAGUGUAUGUUGUGGAAGAGCAGCGAAGGGAUAACUCUGGCGAAAGUACCUGCCUGACGGCAUGUUGGACUGCGCUCUGCUGCUGCUGCCUUUGGGACAUGCUGACCUGAGUGACCUGAGAAGUCAAGCCUCAGUACCUCUGACUUGGAGUGCUAUGCAUUCUUCUUCUUCUUCUUCUUCUUCUUCUUCUUCUUCUUCUUCUUCUUCUUCUUCUUCUUCUUCUUCUUCUUCUUCUUCUUCUUCUUCUUCUUCUUCCCCCCUCUGCCUCCCCCCUCUCCCUCUGAUCUUCUCAACUGCUUUUUUAGUACUGUAAUGAAGACUCUGCUUUGCACAGGCGACAGUAACACCUGCCUGCCUUAGAGAUAGCACCAUGAUGUUGGUUAUGCACUUUUUAGUUUUAGUGGAGGAAAACCUCCCUUCCCCCCCCCCCACGUCUUUAUAGCAUUGUUUCUCCAACUUUGUGGUUCUUUAAAGAAUGUGCUAAAUAUUUUUUUUUUUUGCAAAAAGGCUUUUACUACAAAUUAUGUAUUUAUAAUUUUUACCAUUCUUAGAAAUGGAAUAAUAUGCAAUAAUUUAAGCCAAUCAUUGUUUGUUUUUCUUACUUGCUUCUACUUCUGGUUUAACAAAUUGGGCUCAAUAAAGAUUUGGGUCCAGUAA